Molecule: messenger RNA, 990 nt
Organism: Baudoinia panamericana UAMH 10762
Lineage: Eukaryota; Fungi; Ascomycota; Dothideomycetes; Mycosphaerellales; Teratosphaeriaceae
Exons: 3
Coding region: 1-990 (329 amino acids)
Biological process (GO): regulation of actin filament polymerization
Molecular function (GO): protein binding
Source: RefSeq, a predicted model, not a curated record
AUGCCAAGCUUUGGAAGCAAUCGCUCGCCUUCAUUGAAGAAGAUGGAGUACAGCAAUAACAAUCAUGGCCGCUUUGGCGGUGCCGGCAAGUUCAGUAUGGGCAACAUCUUCGGCGAUCCAUUUUCAUUGGCGACCAUAGGCAUUGCUAUUGCGGGCUGGUUAAUAGCGUUCGUUGCCUCCAUUAUCGCAAGUCUAUACGGAGAGUACCCGAACUACUCGUGGUGGACGAUCGCAUAUAUGCUGUGCGUCAUUAUCGGCAUUAUUGUGGCGGUGGGCUAUGAUGCGGUGUCUACAUACCACGUAGCCAUUGUGGGCUUCUUGGCGGCUGGCAUGGUCUUCACUACAUCGUCCGUCAAUUCGCUCAUUUACUGGUCACUUGGCUCGAAGGAGGCUGCAGCGGCAGGCUUCAUUCUCUUGUCCAUGGUUUCGAUCGUAUGGAUCUUCUACUACGGCUCGCAACCCUCAGCAAGCCACCGUCAAACAUUGGACUCUUUCGCACUACACAAAGAUCACGCACCAAGCCGAAGCAGCAGACAUGUGACGCAAUCAUAUGCCGGUCGGCCAGAGACAACGCACUCCGGAAACCAAGCGCCACAAAUGUACAACCCAGCAACACUAGCCGGCUUCGAAACCGCCUCACCAGUAACCGGCUACGCGGGCGGACCAACCGGCGCAACAAGCAAAGGCGCAAGCAGUCCCGCCUUCCCAACAUCAUCACAAACACCACAACAACAAAACCUAGCACCAACACAGCCCACGACAUCCGCCUCCGCCACCGCACCCUCACAACAAGGAAGCGAGGCGGUCGAGUAUCCGUACCGCGCGAAAGCCAUCUACAGCUACGAAGCCAACCCGGACGACGCGAACGAAAUCUCCUUCUCCAAGCACGAGAUCCUGCAGGUGAGCGACGUGUCGGGCCGGUGGUGGCAGGCGAAGAAGGAUAACGGCGAGGCGGGCAUUGCGCCGUCAAAUUAUCUUAUUUUGCUAUAA